AUGAAUCAGCUUAAUGGCGCCUUCAGCAAACUCCUGACGUCACCUUUUUAUGUCAACUUGAAAAUACCUCUGACGACCUAUGAAAAAAACUGGAUCAGGGUCAGGACUAAAGUGCUGAGUUUCAUUUUUAAUUUAUUUAGAAUGGAAAAUGGAUUGAAAUCCUAGGACUUGAUAGACUGAUUGCGGCUCCGAAAAUUUGUAAUAAAAAAACGUCAGUACCCUGAUUAAUCAGAAAUAAACUUAUUUUCCAGUUACAAUAGCACAUUCAAUGAUGAAGUUACAGACAGCUUCUUGGUGUUUUGCAUGUAUUGUUUCGAACGGAUCUGAAAAUUUUCUUACUCGAUGAACUUUGGAAAUCUACAUUUUUACAAGUAUAUUAUUAUUUUCCGCAGAAAUGGGUGCGAAAAUCGAUUUGAUAAUCAGAUUGCAACUUCACGAGCUUCCCACAGAGUUUAAAUCAAUCUUUUCUGGAAUUUUCGAAAAACUACGGUCCCCGAAGUGAUUUGGGUGGUCCUAAGCUAUGUAGGACAGUCAGCACCAAGUUCUCCUUCUCUGGGUUGCGGUUCAUUGCGCAACGAACAUUUUCGAAACUCCUGUGGACAGUACCGGCGACUGUGCCGGAUCGGUGCCGGCCGAGUUUCCCGACGACUUUGAGGAUGACAUUGGUCGGUUGGGAAGUGUUUCGAAACGGCCCUUUUGUCCACUUUCGCCCAAUUGUCAUGCGCGACGUUUAUUUGCUUAAAUAGCCGUCACAUGCGCCUUUUUUUCUUCUUGUCCAGCUGGCGUUUUUCAGGGAAAAAAAAAGCUGAAAUUGCUUUUUUCUGCUUUUGGAGUAUAGUCCUUUUUUUUUUUACCUUUUUGCCCUUUUCAAGAACCGAUUUUUGCGGAAAAACGCCAGAAUUAUCGCGGGUUCUUGUCCCGCUGACCAGUCCUCUGAAACCGCUGUCUACUGUCGAAUUUCGUUUUUCUUUUCUGGAGAGGUGGAACACUUUGCUUUCUCUUCGUUAAGUUUAAGCUUAGUUCGAUAUAAAUCAAGUGAUUCUCCAACAAGGCUAGUUAAGAUGAGAAAAAAUCUUCAGAUUUCUUUUUGAUUCUCUAUUUUUCUCAAACCUUAAGACUGUUUGUGUGCACUAUUUUGAAUGACAUUUUUUUUUCAAUGGCUAUUUUUGAUAUGCUCUGUUUCUCUUAAAGUGUUGCAGAAAUCCUGUAAAAUUUUUUUGCGAAAGUAGCCUCUAAAUUUGUUUCUAAUGGUUUUCCAUUUUUCCAUUUGCAAUCUAGGGUUAUCCGUUUCUUAUUAUUUCUCUCAAGAACUUUUUUGACUACUCUGGAAUAGCUUGAUGAUCUGGAAUUUGGAGGCUCCUAGAUUUAGCCUAACCUAAAAAGAAAUGCUCUAGCGGUUUUGUACAAAGUUUUAAUAAACUGACUUUUUUUUUUGGAAUAAGCUCCAUCUAGAAACGUACUCCAACUUUCCCGUUGACAAUAGUUUUCCCCUGAAAAAACCGAAAACCAAAAGAGAGAAAAAAUUUGGAUUAUGACGAUUUUGACAUCCAUUUCCAAUAGUUUGCUCAUGUGUAACCAAAGACCGUGAAGCACAGCUCGAAAUCUGAAGUUCGAUGCUUUCUGAGCUAAUUAUUUGAUUUUGACUUUCUUUCAUCAAGUAGAAGCCAUUUUAGGUUUUGUCCUUUUAGAGAAACAACAGACCUUAUGUUUCUUAUCGAACUUUUGCUAUCAUAUUUUACCCGGGGCUGAUCUGGAUCCGAAAAAUUUCCCUGGAAACUAAACGGUUCUGAGAGUAUUCUCUAAUAGAGUCUUUUUAAAGUGUAAGGAAGCCGAGGCCACAGUACUAGUCAGUUUAGUUUUUCUCCACUUAGUUUCCUCGUGGCUGACAUAAAACUUUCUUUGAGAAUCGGCUCAGGUAGUACUUAGGAAAUCUGAAAAAAGAACGUUUUCUGAUGGCCUAUUUACCAUAAAAACACUUGGAAUUCCAACGAUUUCCCAUGUUCUACCCGAGCCGAUUCUCGAAGUUUCGUCGGAUGUCGACGGCGUCUUGGUGCUGUAGGAGCGCGUGUCCGGCGGUGCGCGGCGACCUUAGAGAUCGCUGGUGCCUACCGCCUCGCACGAAUAUCUAG
Caenorhabditis auriculariae is the source of this 2129-nucleotide messenger RNA. NCBI's taxonomy places the organism in Eukaryota, Metazoa, Nematoda, Chromadorea, Rhabditida, Rhabditidae. The record is from the annotation of a GenBank genome assembly.